This is a messenger RNA of Phanerochaete carnosa HHB-10118-sp, 1155 nucleotides long. RefSeq lists its product as uncharacterized. Bases 1 to 1155 code for a protein of 384 amino acids. Gene Ontology annotation, molecular function: 5'-flap endonuclease activity; 5'-3' exonuclease activity; DNA binding. Lineage: Eukaryota; Fungi; Basidiomycota; Agaricomycetes; Polyporales; Phanerochaetaceae. The transcript has 10 exons. Gene Ontology annotation, cellular component: nucleus; cytoplasm. The record is from RefSeq and is a predicted model, not a curated record.
AUGGGCAUCAAAGGCCUCACCGCCAUCAUCGCAGAACACGCACCGAAUGCUAUCAAAGAACAUGAGAUCAAGACCCUCUUCGGCCGCAAGGUCGCCAUCGACGCGUCCAUGUCCAUAUACCAGUUUCUCAUCGCUGUCAGGCAAAAGGACGGAGAGCUCCUGACGAACGACGCGGGUGAGACGACCAGUCACCUCAUGGGUUUUUUCUACCGCACGAUACGAAUGGUGGACAACGGAAUCAAGCCGCUGUAUGUAUUUGACGGAAAACCCCCAGAGCUCAAGUCCGGAGUCCUGUCGAAACGUUUCGAGAGGAGAGAGGAAGCGAAGGAAGAUGAGGAGGAAGCAAAGGAGACAGGUACGACGGAGGACGUGGACAGGUUCUCGAGACGGCAAGUCAAAGUCACACGAGAACAGAAUGAGGAAUGCCGAAGGCUCCUUACGCUGAUGGGCGUCCCAUGGGUAGUGGCACCGUCAGAAGCUGAAGCACAGUGUGCUGAGCUUGCGCGUGGCGGCAAGGUCUAUGCAGCUGGCUCAGAAGACAUGGAUACUCUCACCUUCAACUCCGCUAUCCUCUUACGACAUCUCACCUUCUCCGAGGCGCGCAAGGCUCCUAUUAGCGAAAUAAACCUCGAGAAGGUCCUUGAAGGCCUUGAAAUGAGCAUGUCACAAUUCAUUGACCUCUGUAUUCUCCUUGGCUGCGACUACCUCGAGCCCAUCAAGGGUGUCGGGCCCAAAUCCGCGUUGAAACUCAUCCGCGAAUACGGCGGGCUUGCCGAAGUUGUCGAGCACCUCCGCGAGAAGUGUGGUGGGAUCUCGGUGCCGGACGAGUGGCCCUGGGAGGAGGCAAAGAAGCUAUUCGAGAAGCCGGACGUCACGCCCGCGAGCGAGGUCGAGAUCGAGUGGAAGGGGCCUGACGUCGAGGGCCUCGUCGACUUCCUCGUGAAGGAAAAGGGCUUCAACGAGGACCGUGUGCGCAAAGGCGCGGAGAAGCUCACGAAGGGCGUCGCAGCGAAGCAGCAGGGCCGCCUCGACGGGUUCUUCAAAGCACCGGCGAAAGCAGAGAAGAAAGAGAAGAAGGAUGAGGACAAGAAGCCGGCGAAGGGCAAGAGUAAGGGAGACGCCAAGGGGACGAAGCGCAAGGUCGGUUGCCUCUAA